AUGAUCAUCCUUGGAGAUUCAGAAUCAGGAAAGUUGAUGUUCAGUCUACGCCUGGAACAGCAACUCUGGCACAACUUUGACAACAACAUCAUCCCGCUACAUAUCAUCCUAGCAAGCGUUCAUGAGCCAGUGCAUGAUAUGAUCAAUAAACAACUACGGAUGCAUGGGUUCACCAAAAGCGAGAUCCAGGAACUGAAGAAACAUUACGGAUUCAUUCUCAUCUGCGACGGAUAUGAUGAGCGACAGCAGUUUUGUAACCUCUAUACCACCAACCUUCUGACUCGACCUCAUCAAUGGCGCGCCAAAAUGGUCAUCUCCUGCCGAAACCCGUUCCUAGGACCCAACUACGAGCAUCUCUUUGCACCGCUGCCGUCGAAUCACUACAGGACCGCUCCAGCUGAUAUCUUUCAACAAGCAGUCAUCGUGCCUUUUUCAAAGGAGCAAGUCAAAGACUAUGUCGUCCAAUACACCGCACUUCACUCGCGACCCUGGACUGUUGAGGACUACCUACAAGUAUUGGGUUCCAUCCCUGACUUGUUGGACCUCGUCACCAACCCUUUUACCCUUACACUCGCGCUGGAAGCUUUGCCUGGAGUCAUUGAGGAUCGCCAAGACCUGUCUGCGAUUCGACUGCAGUGGUUCGUUAUCAACUUGCAACGCCUUCAAGCCAGCGUACUCUCUAGUGUUGACCGCGAAACCUUAAACUGGCUUUUGGACGUCGACUUUAUUUCCAAGGGCAUCGACUACUCGACAGGUCUCGCGACGGCGAUGUUUGAUAUACAGGACGGAAUCCCGGUCGUCAAAUAUGUUCACGUCAACGACAAGGGUUCAUGGCGAGGAGGUUUCUUUGGCCCGCAACCUAUUGUUCGACUGUUGCGGGAGUCUUCUCCAUUGACUCGGGCUGGCACCUCCCACCGAUUCCUCCCCCGCUCCUUGCAGGGAUACUUUUUCUCUCUUGCCAUUUUCGAUCCUAGGAACCGAGGAAGCCAGGAUGAAUUUGAUCCGUUUUCACGGCGUAACUCUUCUACCGCCCAAUUGCUCAACCCCAAUAACCCGCUCUUUAAACACAACCUUGUCAUCGAACCAUUCAUCAUCGAUUUCUUGUGCGAGAGAGUGAAGCAGAUCCCCGAUUUUCAGGAACAACUCCCUUCAAUCAUCCACCAGUCCACGGCCAACAACAGCACCGCUAGGGGAGCGAGCAAUGCGAUGACAGUCCUUGUCAAGGCCGGUGUGCAUUUCAACUGCGCAGACCUUCAAGUCGCCCGGAUUCCCCACGCAGGUAUCACUGCCAGUUUGAUUCCGCACUGUCGCAAGGCGCCAGCACGAGAUGGAACAAUGUGCGCGAUAUGGGUCACAGCGGAGAGAUGUAACCACUGA
Messenger RNA from Linnemannia hyalina, 1377 nucleotides. The record is from the annotation of a GenBank genome assembly. Lineage: Eukaryota; Fungi; Mortierellomycota; Mortierellomycetes; Mortierellales; Mortierellaceae.